GAUUCGCGGGGAUGAGGAGCUCAACCAGAUAGUGAACGCCACCAUCGCCCGCGGAGGUGUGGUGCCGUUCGUGCACAAGAGCUUGGAGAAAAAGAUCAUCAAGAAGUCCAAGCGAGCAGGCUGA
Messenger RNA from Trypanosoma cruzi, 124 nucleotides. Its product is annotated as histone H2A, putative. Gene Ontology annotation, molecular function: protein heterodimerization activity. NCBI's taxonomy places the organism in Eukaryota, Euglenozoa, Kinetoplastea, Trypanosomatida, Trypanosomatidae. The transcript has a single exon. The record is from RefSeq and is a predicted model, not a curated record. The annotation marks the transcript as partial.